Molecule: messenger RNA, 4915 nt
Organism: Heterobilharzia americana
Lineage: Eukaryota; Metazoa; Platyhelminthes; Trematoda; Strigeidida; Schistosomatidae
Source: the annotation of a GenBank genome assembly
UUUGGAAAAUAUAAAAGGAAAGGAAAAGAUAAGAAUAAAUGCAUCAACAAACCCUAACACAGCUUGGAGUCUUGUCCUAUUUCCUCCCUUCCUCUCUCUCUCUCUCUCUCUCCUGGAUAACGUAUAAAUGAUGCUCUACUCAUCUCUUUCAGUUAACUGAAUUACUAUUAUUGGUGUACAUUGAACCAGUUGAUUACAGCAUGAUUCUUUUCCUACUUAAUACAUUAUCAGUAUUUUAGUUGACAAGAUAAUAAUAAGACAGAUAGAUAGAUGAUACCUUAUGAAAGAUGGGAAGUUUGAUCUUAUAUUCUUUGCAUAACUAAUCACCUAAUUGAUGGAUUUACUCAUAUUGGAUACAGAAGUAUGCCAACUGUAUACAUUUUGAGCAUUACAACAAUAAAAAACGAAAAUUUGCCUACGAUACUAAUUUUUUCUUGGAUUUAUCUAUACUACUGGUUAGUAAUAAUAAUGAUUGUGACACUCAUAGGAAGAAGAAUAGCAAUAGUACUAUUGAUUGCAAGGCAUACACCCAAAAGAUGACUAAUAUUCUUCACUUAUCAAAUAACCUACACAUUACAAGGAAUUUAACAAAGUGAUGAGUACUCAUUUUUUUAAUGAUAAAUAAACUUCCAUUGUACCCUCAUACACAUUUAUGUAUUCAUCCUACAUUGAACACGGAAGUAUAAUCAAACAGGUAGAAUGCUUUAAGCGAAUCAUCUUGGAUUUAAAAUAUAUAUGUAUACAUCUGACAGCGAUUACAUCAAGUGUUCAAUACAUGUCCAAUUGAUUUGACGAGUUAUCUAUCCCCUUCUCGUUCUCACUCACACACAUACUCUCUCUCUCUCAAUUCAAAUUUGAAAAUUAAUCGAUAAUUACUUGUGUAUGACAUAUAAACGAUUCACAUGAAAGCUGAAGCAUCCUCUGUAGAUUUACUUUCACCUUGUCCUAUUUAUCCUAACCCAAUGUUGACCUUCUGUUCAAGUGUACAAAGUGCAAGAAAUAUAUUUUCUCCAGAUAUCUGUAAAGAUAUGGAACCACUGAUUUGUAAUGGAAUGGUGACUACAACAAAAUGUACAACAUUGCUUGCUACUACAGUAUCAACACCAACACCACCAUUGUCAUCAUCAUUAUCUCUCCAUUCUUCAUCAUACUGUUCAUCUUCAUCAUGUUCGAUUGCCUCAGUGACAGCAUCAGCUACAGUCCCGACAAUACUCAGCGAUUUAUCAACAGCGGUUGUAACAAAAAUUAUUUAUCUUCUGGAAAAUGUAUGCCAAUCUAAUCAGUUGCCAUUCGAGGAGAAAGUGAAAAUUCUCACAGAUAUAGCAGAGUAUGUGAUUAAGUUUUAUGAGCAUUUAACGAAAUCAGGAACAAGCCUUACAUCUUUUCAAGACAAUGACAGCCCAUUGAAUUUGACUCAACCAAAAGUGUUGAACAAAGAGAUUAAUGACAAUUUGUCUUGCUUAUUAUCUACAACGAAUCCCGCCUCUACUAUGAAACAAAUAGGCAAUUCCUAUGAUCAUUCAACAGUGUUACACUCACUAAACCAUCAGAAUUUUACUCAACAGUCAUCUAAAUCCCCAGAAAAGUCAUCCUUAUUUCCUGUGUCAAAUACUGUUCAAACUAAUCCUAUGAUUCAAAUGACUCAAUCUGUACCUUGGUUGCAAAAGCCCAACUAUUUGUCGAAUGGAUUAAUCCAUCCUGUAGAUGAUAAUUCAGAUGUGAUGCUUAAGGAGGCGAAUUUAUCCUCCUUCUUUAAUUGGUCGUCUACAUUUCCAGAUGUUAAUGUUUCACCCAACUGGUUACUUGAACAAAUCACACAGAACAGUGAAAAAGGGAUGAAUACAAAUGUGAUGACUCAAUCACCCAGUGCAAUUACUGAAACAAUGCUGAACUACUUAAAAUGUUAUUAUUCAAAAUUAUCAGGCGAUGACAGCACCUGUCAACAGUAUCCACCGGAAGUGGAACAUAUGUUUACAGCUGAAAAGUCUUUACAAAUGUCUAAUAAACUGCCGACAAGAAACUCCUCGUCCAUUUUUCAAGACGGAUGUGGUCUAGUAGACAAUAAUAUAGUACAAAAGAAAUCUGCUUUCAUGCAAUUAUAUGACAUAAUUAGUCAAGUCAAGCCUAAAGUUGAUCAGAAGCAGAUGAUGUCACUGACAUCGACAGCAACGACACCGAUGGCAACAACAUCCCCACAAAGCAUCACAGAACAUUUUAAGCCAAAUGACUUUUCGCUUCAGGGAUCAUUAGUUAACAAUAACAGUAAUAUGAAUGGGUUUUCAUUGUGUCUACCGGUUGGAUUAUCAACACCACCAUCAUCAAUGAUAUUUCAGCAACAGCAACCACCUCAUCAGAUUAGCCAAUCCUGUGAUAAUACGAGUUUUCUGUCAUUCAGUCAGAAACUCAAGUCAAUAUCGGAGAUGAAUAAAGGUCAAUUCAACUUUCCAUUGCAACAAAUCCCCAACAGUGAUGGCAGUAAUGCUUUCAGUUCGACCGUAUUCACUGGGAAUUUUCCCAGUUACAAUAAUAGUAAUUUAGGUUCAAUGAUUUCAAACGAAGCGAAAAUGUAUAACUCACAAACAACACCAGUCAAUAUUUCAUCAUCUGGAAGUAAUUUAAACUCAGUUGAUGAAAACGCUUCAUUUCUCAACGAAAACAAUUCAAAUUUAUCUUAUUUACCAUUGACCAGUAACGCUGGUUCCAGUCGACCAUUGUUCUACCCAACUGUUCACAACAAUGCCGACUAUAGCAAUAGUGGGAAUAACAAACAAUCUGCAGAUAUGCAUCAACAAAACACUGAUCAUUUCAGUUUAGUCCAGAAUUCAACAGAAUUAAUCAAGCAACAAUUCACAUCGCUACCGAAACUGUCUCAGUUGAACACAUCAAAAAUGCCAGGUUCUUUGAAUGCAAAGAUGAAUCUUCUUGCUACUACCGCUGCUACUGAUGCUGUCAACAGUACUACUUCUAUAAAUAAUAGCACAAAUAAUUAUAAUGAUCAUGCGACCACAAGUAUUGCACACGUAAAUGGCGAUAAUGGUGGAACUGAUGAUGACGAUGAAAACUCUGCAAAGUCUUCAACUUCUCCAGCUGGUCAUGACAGUUUAAGGCAUCAAAAUGAAUUAGCAACCAGUAAUCACACGGAAAACCGUCAAUAUAACUAUUAUUCAACUAAUCAAAGUAACCAUUCCUCACAUUCACUGCAGAAAAAGAGGAUUUUCGGUUUAGUACAAUGUAAAAAUAUGAAGUUUACUUAUUCAGAUCGAUACGGGAGUGUUGAAGAGAAUGAGGUGGAUUUUGAAACUCUGCAUAAAUCACAGUCAACUCAACACCACCAGACACAUACAAAAUCCCAUCGUUCAAGUAAAUCUAAUCCAGACCUACGUAAUGACAAAUCGCCUUCUCAUAUUAAACGACCAAUGAAUGCUUUCAUGAUAUGGGCGAGAGAUGAAAGAAGAAAAAUUCUGAAGGCAUGCCCAGAUAUGCACAAUAGUAGUAUAUCGAAAUUUUUGGGAGCUAAAUGGAAGUCUAUGAGUUCUGAAGCGAAACAACCCUAUUAUGAAGAACAAGCUAGACUGAGUCGUCAACACAUGGAAGAGCAUCCAGCUUAUCGUUAUAGACCACGUCCAAAGCGUACAUGUAUUGUAGACGGCAGAAAAUUACGCAUAUCCGAAUACAAGGAAUUGAUGCGUUCACGUGGUGACUCAUCGCGCAGACAGUGGAUUGGAUCAACUGAUGAGCAAGCUCAAAAGAUGGUUGAAGAUAUUUUAGACAAUACUCUUUCGUCCAUACCUCAUCUAACCCCAUCAAUAAGUCCAUUAACUGGAUACGAUGGUGAUUCAAUAUCUUCCAACAAAGAUGAGAAUAUGACCCCAAAUAUCCAAAGUAAUUAUGUGCAAAAAUCCAUAGAAGAUAAAAGUAAACAGGACACACAACAUGAACACCAGCAGCUAGCAAACAAUAAUGAGAUUACACUAAUGAACAAAGUACAGAGUAAUGAAGUAGAAAGCCAUGAGUCUCCUUCUAUAGUGGAAGAAAGAGAAGGAGAAACAAUGUCGGCACCAGAAGUAUCUAAUAGGAUGGAAUUAGAUAUUUGUGAAUAGAAAUUUGCUUGUGUUGAAAAUGCUACCAAUUCACUUCAGCAGAAAUGAGAUAACCUAUAUGUGGAUCAGUGAGAACACAAAUUUUGAUAUCGGACAGUUACAGCAUAUACUAACACCUUACUGCCUUCUAAACUCUUCCACCCCUACCAUUUCGACACCGAUUAAAACAGACGUUAGUUAGAUGACCAAAGUGCUUCUUUCUUUAUUGUUAGUCUUCUUGCAAAGCAUUAUGCAAUGAAUUCAUCAUAGUUAAUCUUUUUUUCCAUAAGACCCUACACAAUUAUCAUAUAUUUGCCUAUAAAAACUUUUUACCUGAAUAAAUCUCUUUGUUGAGUUGCAUGCAGGAAAUAAUAUUCAAAGAAAUGAAAAUUGAAACAAUCACAAAGGCCAUUUUGUGAAGUUUUUUUUACAAAAAAAGAUUAAUUUAUUAACUUUCUCAGAAAGACUAUUCCAUGUAUAUAUUGUGUACAUAUAGAUUCAUUUCUACUUAUAUAAGCUCAGUGAUUGGAUAAGAGUGAUAUUGUAAAUCUAAAUACUACUUAUAUCUACAGUUAACUUACUACUUACAAAUGACACUGCAACUCAUUCAUGGAAUAAGUUCAGCAUGAAUAGAAAUUAUAUUGACUUAUAUACAUAUAAUUCCAUUUACAUACUAAGUUGUGAAGCAGGACCAACGCACGAUCUCGGUUGAUGACCGAGUAUGCUUUUGUCUAUAACACUUAAUUUUCUCCCUUUGCAUUUUCUGUUUACGUUUAUUUUUUACUUCGUCAUACAUUUAUACGUAUAAAAAAGUAAAAAACUACAUAAUUUGUUUC